Molecule: messenger RNA, 1387 nt
Organism: Tripterygium wilfordii
Lineage: Eukaryota; Viridiplantae; Streptophyta; Magnoliopsida; Celastrales; Celastraceae
Product: transcription factor CSA-like
Exons: 2
Coding region: 129-1076 (315 amino acids)
Biological process (GO): regulation of DNA-templated transcription
Cellular component (GO): nucleus
Molecular function (GO): DNA-binding transcription factor activity, RNA polymerase II-specific; RNA polymerase II cis-regulatory region sequence-specific DNA binding
Source: RefSeq, a predicted model, not a curated record
CCCUAAACCAACCACUUUCUUGUGUGCUCAUUUCUUCUUCUGGCUCUAAGAGUCUCUUAUAUAUCUUCUUCUACACUUUUUUGCUGCACACAGCUUCAUGUUAAACAAUUGCGCCGCCAAGUACUGCCAUGGAUGAAUCUUGCCAAGCUUAUGUUGAUGAUCAAUCCAAGUCUUCAUCAUCAUCCUGUCCUCGAGGACACUGGAGACCCGCGGAGGACGACAAACUCAGACAACUUGUUGAACAAUAUGGGGCACAAAAUUGGAAUUCAAUCGCGGAUAAGCUCCAUGGAAGAUCAGGGAAGAGUUGCAGAUUGAGAUGGUUUAAUCAAUUGGACCCAAGAAUUAACAGGAAACCAUUUAGUGAAGAAGAAGAAGAGAGACUACUGGCGGCACAUCGAAUCCAUGGAAAUAAAUGGGCAUUAAUAGCCAGAUUAUUCCCUGGUAGAACCGACAAUGCCGUGAAGAAUCAUUGGCAUGUUAUUAUGGCUAGGAAGCAAAGAGAGCAAUCCAAAUUAUGUGGAAAGCGAAAUCAUGAUCAGGAUCAUGGAAUUACUACUAAUAUGGACUCCAAUAAUUAUGGUGCCACUCCUACUCAAGCAAACAAAUUAAGGUGUCAAGAUUUAUUCAAUUAUACUAAAGAUAGGAUCUUCACAGUGUCAUCAUCACCGUCCAAUUCUCCAGGCGCUUCAUGGUCAUUUGCAACAACAUUGGACAAUAAUUCAUCUUCAGUGUCAAGACUUGCAGAUAGGUUUUAUGUUAAUUAUAUGAACUCUUCGGGUUAUGGCAGCGCCUAUCGGACGCCAAGUAGUAGUGCAAUAUUUGGGAUUUCAAAUUGCAGGAGGAUUAAUGUUCCAGCUGGUCCAUUUGGGUUCUUCAAUGACAAUAUUAAGCUUGGUCAUGAAGAACAUGGAAGUAGUGAUGGCAUGAUCAUGAUGAAGAAAAGAUUGAUCAAUAAUUCGUCGACAUUAGCCAAUAUGAUGAGAGUGAGUAAUCAGCAAGAGCAGCAAGGAGAGGAGUCUACCAAACAUGAAGAUGUUCCAUUCAUAGAUUUUCUUGGUGUGGGUAUAUCUUCAUGAUCACUUAAUUUAAUAUGUUAUAAUAGAUGACAUAUAUAUAGUUUGUAGCUUCAUUUUUGGUUUUUCUUUUUCAUCUUAGUUAUUAGCUAAGAUACUUAUAUAUAUAGGAGGCUAUAUAUAUAUGGAGAAGUAACUUUCAUUUAUGUCAUAUAUAUUAUGUAUGACAGUUAUACCUUAAUACUCGGAAACUGAUCUAUCUGCAGGUAGCUGUAUAUGUAUGUGCUUAUUUAUACAAUCGUGUUCAUUGCUCUCUAACAAUAACUAAUGGACCAUCUGAAGAGUCCAAUUUUUGUUGUCAUUAUUAAUUUGAA